AUGUGCAUCCAACUGUGCAAGGCAACCGGAAAUAUACCUGGGAAUAUACCAGAGGUAAUUGUACAUACCUGUAGAUGAAUUACAAUAGGAGGCAUUUUCCCAGUCCCAGCUAUUACCAUUGUUUUCGCUUAUUUUAUUGGGCAAGAUUGGGCAAGCUGUUAACUUGAAAUGAGCGAUAGGAUAGACUAGAAUAGACUAGAAACCUGACUAUCGAGUGACAUUCGGAUGACUUCUGUAGAACUGGUAGAACGCGGAUACUUACAGAGUGACGCAUAGCAAGCAAAAUCAACUAACAAGGCUGCGGGAGCUUCUCCAAGGACUCAGACGUUUUCUUGUACUGUCGUAUUAUCAAAAGAGCACCCCUUCUUGGCAUACCUUUCUUAUUUGAGUUCCGUCUUUGUCUUCGUGCCAGAUGUUUCCUGCAUUACCAACAGGUUUUGAAAUUCAGACGAGGGACACACGUUCCCCCUUAAGAGUGCCUCAUUAUUGAUUUACAUAAAAUAAGUUACUUGAGAGCUACAUUUGAUCCUACGAUGCCAUUAAUUAACAGUGAAUCAUGUAUCCUUCUCCGUUAAUUACCACACCUAGCUUUACCAUCUCUCUGAAUUUUCAUAGCUCAAAACCUCAAAAAGCAUGCUAUUAGACCGAUCACUUACGGAGUGUAGUUUAAUCUCUCGCAGGACAUGAAAUCACUCAAAGACUACUUCCAAGAAUGUCUAGAGAAAUCGGCAGAGAACAAUCCUGUCAUUCUUGUUUUGGAUUCUUUGGAUCAGCUGUCUAUCGACGAUGGUGGACGCCAAAUCGAUUGGUAUCCAAGGCACUUACCAUACAAUGUGUACACUAUCCUUUCAACACUACCCGGACAGGAAUAUCAAGCACUACCUAGCUUGAGAGUAAGAUUAACAAAAGGCUUCUAAUGCCCCGUUUUGACUAUCACAACAUCGUCUCAACAUUCUCACCACUUUUAUGCAUAAAUAUUUCCGUUUCCAUAGUCUGCGCAUGAGGUGAGAAUGCUGUAACGAUCACGAGGCUCAUUCGUUUUAGAGAAGUGCUUUGUUUAGUGUUAUUGUGCUGAAAUGUUCAACAAAUGAGUAUAGUACUGUGUUAAACAGAUUUCUCGUCAUUAUAAUAGAAAGCAUUUCACAGCCAGUUAGGAGAGUACUACUUUAACUUGGUUUUUGUUUGUUUGUAUCUUUUUUAUUUAGAUUUUUCAGGGAACGUACCCUGAUAUUACCGGUGCUUGUCCAUACUUAUGAUUAUAAUAUUGCUUGAAAUAUUUUCUGAUCAGUUUGUCUUAUUUUUCUUACUUUAGACUAUCCUGGCAAGUGAAUGUUUUCUUGAAGUACCCAGAAUCCCUCUAAACGAGGUAGAUGUCAUCUUUGAUAACUGGCUUAAGGCAGCAGGUCGUACCGUACUUCCAAAACAGAAAAGCUAUGUUAUGGGUGCCUUCCAGAAAUGCCCUCUUCCUCUCUACCUUAAACUUGCAUUUGAUGAGGCCUUACGCUGGAAGUCAUACACUCCCGAGUCUGAUAUUUGUCUUGAGCAAAAUGUGAGAGAGAUAAUCGAUGACAUGUUCCAACGAUUAGAGAGACGGCAUGGCAAAAUUCUUGUCAGUCACGCCUUGGCUUACAUUACCGCCUCCAAGAAUGGUGUGACGGAGCCCGAGCUGGAAGAUCUUCUUUCUUUGGAUGAUGAAGUCUUGAAUGACGUCUGUCAGUAUUGGACGCCGCCAGUCAGAAGACUUCCGCCGUUGUUGUGGAUCCGUAUUAGGUCAGACAUUGGAGACUAUCUUACAGAGAGAGGUGCAGAUGGCACUCAAGUAGUCUUCUGGUACCAUCGUCAGUUUAUAGAGGCCGCUCGAGAAAGAUAUUUGACAGCUAAGCAAGCUAAAAAGAUUCACUCUUACAUGAGCGAAUAUUUUCUUGGCAAGUGGUCCGGUGGUGUGAAGAAGCCAUUUGAGAAUAAAGAGGGCGAAAAGAAGUCUAUGGACAGAUUGGUUGCUAAGCAGCCUUUGAUGUUCGACUCCCCGGAAGGAAAACAAAUAUUCAAUCUUCGCAAAUUGAGUGAAUUACCAUUCCACCUGUUGCACUCUGAAAACUUAGACGAAAUGAAGGAAGAAUGCCUUUGCAACUUCAAGUUUCUUUUGGCAAAGAUUCGAGGCACUUCCGUACCACAACUUAUGAGCGAUUUUUCCUUGUAUCUAGAAGUAAGGCAUGACGAUGAUGACGUUCAACUCCUGUACGAAUGUUUACAACUCUCAGCCAAUUCACUUUCCAAUGACAGAGGGCAACUUCCAACUCAGAUGAUUGGUCGUAUGUACAACUUUCUCCAGAGACAGGAGCAGUAUCCUCAUGUCUACAAGGUUUUAAAGGAGGCAUUAAAUGCGUCCACAGAUUGUUUCCUUCCAAACGGAAAGUGUUUGACGGCGCCAGGCGGAACCCUUCGUUUUGCAAUUGGUCUGACGCACUUCAGCAUGGACGUCAUCAGCAUGGGUAACGAUAACCGCACUAUAGCAGUCACCAGUCAGACCUCAGAGGGAUUGCUGAUCAAAAUCAUUGAUUAUCGCGGCGGAAAAGAACUUAGAAAAUUCACCAUCAGAGAACCAAAGGAUAUAAACGAAACAAUUUUCAAUCAACUUAGCCAAAAGGAUCCCGAUUUACUUAUCCUUGCUGGAUCGAGUAAAGUGUUCUUUUUGAACACUUUGACUUGGCAGAUAGUCCAAGAAUUCGAGGUUACAGAUGAUCAUUGGUUUUCUUAUUAUCACCAGGCUCCAGUAAGUUUUGCAGAUGACGAAAACUUGCUCGUUGCCAUAUGCCCAGACGCUUUAAAGAUUUGGGAUGUAAAAAGUGGAAAGAUGCUUCAUCGUUUACCUCUCACCGAUGUAAACAUUGUUGAUAAACUUGGCAGCCUGGACGCACGUGGUAACUAUGCUGUUUACAACAUUCGAGGAAAGAGCACAGUUCAUUUCGUCAAUGUAAAGAUUGGCAAAGAGGUAGACAAUAUCACCCUCAACUACCCAAAGACAAAUCAAGGGGAAGCCGUUUUUAUCAAGGAAGUCAAAAUAACAUCCCAAGACCAAGUGGCUGUGAUUCCAUCCUCCCUUGAUAACCUGCGUUUGUACGAUCUUUCCGGGAUUCUCAUUCGUGAGCUGCCUAAUUUCAAAAUGGAACAAGGUCUUCAUCGAUUGCAAAUCACUGACGACGGUAAGAGGGUAGUCACUGCCGAUAUGUACGAAAUCAUCUGUUUUUAA
This is a messenger RNA of Porites evermanni, 3250 nucleotides long. The record is from the annotation of a GenBank genome assembly. Lineage: Eukaryota; Metazoa; Cnidaria; Anthozoa; Scleractinia; Poritidae.